Molecule: messenger RNA, 2089 nt
Organism: Apus apus (common swift)
Lineage: Eukaryota; Metazoa; Chordata; Aves; Apodiformes; Apodidae
Gene: ZC3HC1
Product: zinc finger C3HC-type containing 1
Exons: 10
Coding region: 215-1666 (483 amino acids)
Cellular component (GO): nucleus
Molecular function (GO): zinc ion binding
Source: RefSeq, a predicted model, not a curated record
CUUGAGGGGUUGAGGGGGGGGGGGGGGCAACGGGGACGGGACGAGGGACCCCCCGAUGGUGGCGGCGUCGCCUCCUCAGCCCCCCCGCGAGGACCAGGAGGCCGGCGGGAGCUGCCGGGGGGGGAUGGGCGGCCGCAGGGCGCGGCCGGAACGGUUCUGCGCGGCCGCGUUUCCCGCCCGGCCUCCCCGGGCCUUGACGGGCUGAAGGACCAAGAUGGCGGCGCCCGGCGGCGGGGGGGCCCGGGGGAGGCCUCCCGCCGUCACCCCCCAGCAGAUCCGAGACCUGAUCGAUGGCGGCAUCGCUCCCGAAGCCGCCGGGCCCGACGGGAAGGACACAUCCGACUGGUUGGAAGCAGCUAAUGGAUCUUCCCCAGUGGAUGCUCUGGCCCUGGAGUCUGCCAGCAAGGAGGCCUAUUUCAGCAGAGUAGAAACCUUCACCCCUCUGAAGUGGGCAGGGAAGCCCCACGAGCUGUCCCCCCUGGUUUGUGCCAAGUAUGGCUGGACCAACGUGGAGUGUGACAUGCUGAAGUGCUCCAGCUGCCAGGCUUUCCUCUGUGUCAGCCUGCAGCUCAGCUUUGACUUCACCAAGUACAAGGAGCGCUGCGUGGAGCUGAAGAAGGCCUUAUGCUCUGCUCAUGAGAAGUUCUGCUUCUGGCCAGACAGCCCCUGCCCAGAUCGUUUUGCCAUGUUGCUGGUGGAUGAGCCCAGAGCCCUUCUCCAGGAUUUCCUGGAUCGCUUUCGGAGCCUGUGCCAGCUGGAGCUGCAGCUGCCCUCCCUCAGACCAGAAGACAUGAAAAACAUGUCCCUGACAGAGGAAAAGAUCAGCCUCCUCCUCCAGUUGAUUGGGGAGGAGCUGGAGCAGAAAAGGGAGGAUGAGAAACCACCAAUGAAGUUUUCCACAGAAAUGCUGCCAGUGCAUGUUCCUGCCUGCAUCCUGGCUCUGUGUGGCUGGACUUGCAGCGCCACCUCUGGCUCCGUGCACCUCUCGGUGAUCACCUGCUCCCGCUGCAUGAGGAGGGUGGGACUCUGGGGCUUCCACCAGCUGGAGUCUGGGGGCCUGGAGCUGGACUCCUGCAGCCCCAGCAGCGCCGCACCCGCCGAGCGGCUGCUGCUCCUGCCCACGUCUCCACGCAGGAUGCUGACACGGAGCCAGGACACACUCCCUCCAGGCUCUGAGCAGCAGGAGAAGAGCCCAUCCCCAUCCAUCCCUCGCCCACGGGGCUGGGACUCUCCCAUCCCCACGGACAGGAGUGACCUGGAGGUGGCCAGUCCCACUCCGAGGAGCCGCCCUGUCACCCGCAGCAUGGGACAAGGGGACAACGUGGAGGUGCCAUCCAGUCCUCUCCGUAGAGCCAAGCGGGCACGGCUCUGCUCCUCCAGCAGCUCAGACACUUCUUUGAGGAGCUUCUUUGACCCCAGCUCACAGCAUCGUGACUGGUGUCCCUGGAUCAAUGCCGUGGAGGGAGGGGAAGCCCUGGAAGACACCACAGCCCAGGUGGAGAAGGAGCCUGUGAAGGCAGAGCCAGGCUGGCGAGUGGUCCUGGACACUCUCCUUGCCACCAGGAAGUGUGACAGAGUGCCUGAGACAGAGCCUGUGAGUCUCUCAGUCAAGUCCUCCAAGGUGUUCCGCAUUUUCCGGCAGUGGGAGAGCAUGAAUUCCUCCUGAACCCACCACUGCCUCUGGGAAUCUCCAGCCAGGGGCCUGGGGCAAGCCCCUGGGUCUGGCAGGGAUCGGCUUUGCAGUUGCUCCCACGGCAGCUCCGUGCCCUGGGGAGGGGAUGUCCAAGAGGGUCUGUGCCAAACGCAGCCCCGAGCAGCUGCUGGGACCCCCUCCUCCCUGCCUGCCUUCCUUGAAGCCCACCCUGCCUGGACAAGUUGCUGCUGGAGCCCUUGGCCCCUGGGGCUUCCACAGCUCCAGCUGCUGCCCUUGGCCCCCAGGGCUUCCACAGCUCCAGCUGGACGUGCCGCGGGCGUGCGGGCAGAACCAGGAGACCUGGUCACCUCUGCAGGGUGACAGUCUUGUCCAGCUGUGACCUGCCACCCACGGCCCAGGGAAGGGAUGCCAGGUGGGAAUAAACAUUUCACUUUU